Molecule: messenger RNA, 1557 nt
Organism: Anneissia japonica
Lineage: Eukaryota; Metazoa; Echinodermata; Crinoidea; Comatulida; Comatulidae
Product: fibrinogen-like protein A
Exons: 5
Coding region: 50-1000 (316 amino acids)
Source: RefSeq, a predicted model, not a curated record
UAGCGUUGAUGCUCGAACGUAUGACCAAUACAGCCAAAUAGGAUUAACAAUGUUAAUCAUCUUUAUCACUGCUGUCGUCGCUGUAAAUCUUCAUCCAAAUAUUGUAUUGGGCAAAGAUUGUAAUUCAUGCCUCAGAGCUGUGACUUUCACAAAACAUGGAAAUUGGUCAAGAUUUACUAGCAGUGAUUCAAUCUUGGUUACCAAAGCAAGAACUGUAACCCAAUGUUCUUUGUUCUGUCUAAGACAUUACCCGAAGUGUCAAUCAAUUCACUAUGACAAGGUGUCAUCAUCGUGCGAAUUAAUGACGGGUAUGGAACCAUCAGGACAAAGAAACACACAGAACAAUGACAUGGUAUAUGGAAUAAAUUUUCCAAAGGACUGCGGUGAUAUUUUGAAGACGUCUCAAAAUUCUUUAAGUGGCGUUUACGAGGUUUCCAACGACGGUAACGCACCAAAGCUUGUCUACUGCGACAUGGACACUGAUGACGGAGGAUGGACGGUUUUUCAGAGAAAGAGGCGAAUGUUAGGUAGGCCUAACUCUUUAGACUUCAAUAGACCGUGGGUUGAAUACAAGAAUGGCUUUGGCAACCUACUUGGUGAAUUCUGGCUGGGAAACGACUUCAUCCACAAAAUGACGUCAUGCCACGGGGAGUACAAAUUUCGAUUGGAUAUGGAGACAACUACUGGUGAAAAUCAAUACACAACAUAUGCACCAAUUUACAUUGCAGAUGAGAGUGAUCAAUACAAACUGGAACUAGGACGUGUGGUAGGAAACAGUAGUAGUAUUUCACUCUGGACGCUUAAUAGCCAACAUUUCAGCACAUUUGACAACGAUAACGAUGCUUUAGAGAACGGAUCGUGCGCUGAGAAUAAAAGAGGAGGAUUUUGGUAUUAUUUUUGUUGUUCCUGUUGCCUGAAUGGUGAUUCAUUUGAUUGUGAAAUCAACGGUAUUAGAAAAGAUUUGAGUUACUCAGAAAUGAAAAUUAAGCGUAUGAAUUAGGCCUAAACAUAACCAAAACCAAGUGUCAUAUCGUGUUGAAUAUCAUAUGCCAGGCUACCUUACUUACCUACUCAUAAAGUCCUGGGACGGAUGCAGGAUUUGGUGUUAGGGGUGCGUGAGAGUCCACACUACCUCAGCCCCAACAUGGGAAAAUUUUGAGAAUAUGUACCUCUAAGAGCCCUGAAAUUGCACUGUCAUACCUCAAAAAUCUUACCGGUAAUUCAUAUAAACAAUACAAUAAAACCAUUAUUAUUUUAAAUAUAAUUACGAUGCAAUCGCAAGGGGGGUUCGAUCGCACCAUCUGCACCCCACCCCCUGCAUCCGCCCAGAAGUCCAUCAGACAGUUGUAAUUGGUAUGGUGUAAUUGCAUAAUGUAUAUUGCAAACGUAGUUCUACAUAUUCCAUUUAUAUAAAAUUAGUAGACAAAAAAGAAAUAACAUUCUUCAGAGUGACUAUUUUGAAGCAUAGCUUUUUUUUGUAAACUUAUUCUAAGCAAGCAUACGUGUAUUUUGAUCAUCACUAACAUCAAUAUACAUAUAUAUAUAUGUACAUAUGUA